Messenger RNA from Megalops cyprinoides (Indo-Pacific tarpon), 1602 nucleotides. RefSeq names its product zona pellucida sperm-binding protein 3-like. The coding region runs from base 1 to 1602 and encodes 533 amino acids. The record is from RefSeq and is a predicted model, not a curated record. Gene Ontology annotation, biological process: binding of sperm to zona pellucida; positive regulation of acrosome reaction; egg coat formation. NCBI's taxonomy places the organism in Eukaryota, Metazoa, Chordata, Actinopteri, Elopiformes, Megalopidae. The transcript has 9 exons. Gene Ontology annotation, cellular component: extracellular matrix. Gene Ontology annotation, molecular function: acrosin binding.
AUGCGGCCGGCGGGCGUCGCGGGCGUCUCUGGCAUGGGCGUGGGCCCUCGGCCGGCGGGCGUCUCUGGCGUGGGCGUGGGCCCUCGGCCGGCGGGCGUCUCUGGCGUGGGCGUGGGCCCUCGGCCGGCGGGCGUCUCUGGCGUGGGCGUGGGCCCUCGGCCGGCGGGCGUCUCUGGCGUGGGCGUGGCGCCCCGGCCGGCGGGCGUCUCUGGCGUGGGCGUGGCGCCCCGGCCGGCGGGCGUCUCUGGCGUGGGCGUGGCGCCCCGGCCGGCGGGCGUCUCGGGCGUGGGCGUGGCGCCCCGGCCGGCGGGCGUCUCGGGCGUGGGCGUGGCGCCCCGGCCGGCGGGCGUCUCGGGCGUGGGCGUGGCGCCCCGGCCGGCGGGCGUCUCGGGCGUCGGCGUGGCCCCUCGGCCGGCAGUUCCCACCCCAGCUGUUGCCUUGCCUGCCAAGGCUGAAGUGCAGGCCCCAUCGGCUUUGAGACAUGAUGUUGUAACCGUGUAUUGUGGUGAGAGCUCUGUCCAGGUGCGAGUGGCUAUGGACCUGUUUGGUAUUGGCCAGCUGAUCGACCCAGCUGACCUCACCCUGGGAGGCUGUGGUUCCACUGGCCUGGACAGCACUGCUUCAGUGGUGGUGUUUGAGACGGAGCUUCAGGGGUGUGGCAGCACACUGACGAUGACUGAGGACUCCCUCAUCUAUGGCUUUGACCUCAACUACCAACCCAAAGCAUUGGGUGAUACUCCCAUUGUAAGGACUAAUGAAGCUGUGGUUGGUAUCCAGUGCCAUUAUAUGAGGCUGCACAAUGUCAGCAGCAAUGCCCUGCAGCCAACCUGGAUCCCUUACCGCUCUACCAUGUCUGCUGAGGAUGUCCUGGUCUUCUCCCUGAGGCUCAUGACUGAUGACUGGCAAGCUGAGAGGACAUCCAACGUGUUCUUCCUGGGAGACACCAUGAACAUCGAAGCCUCUGUGGUCCAGGCCAACCACGUGCCCCUCCGUGUCUUUGCUGACAGCUGUGUUGCCACCCUAGUCCCUGAUCUGAAUGCAGUCCCCAGAUAUGCCUUCAUUGAGAACCAUGGGUGCCUGAUGGAUGCCAAGCUGACGGACUCCCGCUCCAAGUUCCUGCCCAGGGUCCAGGAUGACAAGCUGAAGAUUCAGCUAGAUGCCUUCAGGUUCUUCCAGGACAGCAGAAGUUCAGUAUACAUUAUUUGCCAUCUGAAAGCCACAGCAGCUUCUGCUACAACUGACUCGCAGUACAAGGCUUGCUCCUUUUCCACUGCAGCCAACAGGUGGAUGGCUGCAGGUGGGAAUGACCAGGUGUGUGGCUGCUGUGAUACAAGCUGUGGCUUCAGGAAGGGGAGGAGUGUGGAAGCUGGUGCAGCACUGCAGGGGGAAGGUGAUGCAACCCUUGGCCCCAUCAUUGUCCAGUCUGCCCAAGAAGCAGAGCCUGAAUUCCAGAUGUCACCACUGGAAGCCAAGGAUCAUAAAGCAGCAGCUGCUUCCCCAGAGGUUGUGGUCCUGGCUGCAGUGGUGGCUGUAGCUGGUCUGGUCUGUGUGACUGUGCUGCUGACUGUACUACUGAGGAAACAACACAAACCAUCUGUAUAA